This is a messenger RNA of Nicotiana tabacum (common tobacco), 2009 nucleotides long. Its product is annotated as putative folate-biopterin transporter 3. Gene Ontology annotation, cellular component: membrane. The record is from RefSeq and is a predicted model, not a curated record. NCBI's taxonomy places the organism in Eukaryota, Viridiplantae, Streptophyta, Magnoliopsida, Solanales, Solanaceae.
UGGUCCAAAACUCUUGUCGUUCAAGUCAACACAUCGAUUUGGUUACGCGAUUUUCUUCUUCCUCUUCGUCGUCGCACUGUUUACUUGACUUUACCAGUUUUCCGUUACCCAUUUCACACGUUGAUUCAGUCCAUCAUCAUGUUUCUCGAAUUCUAAAAGCUCCUUUGAUUGAACUCAAAUCAUCUAAUGCAGAAAUAACUUUUCAGAUCUGGUUAUCUCUUAUCGAAAACCAAUUGAAUAAUGGGCCAAGAAGGUACGAUUUUACUUGAUGGCCAACUUCACAGAGACAAGAAGCCAAAAAACAGAAUAUUGGGUCUGAUUUUAAGGCCAUUUUAUUGGUUAGGAAAGUUAAGUGAGGAGUUGCACUGGAGCUUUGUGUCAGCUGUGGUAAUUGUGUAUGGGAUAAAUCAGGGAAUGAGUUUAGGUUUGAGCAAGAUUAGUACACAGUAUUAUAUGAAAGAUGAACAGAAGUUACAGCCAUCUGAAGCCCAAAUUUAUUUUGGAAUUAUUCAAUUGCCUUGGAUUGUUAAGCCUCUUUGGGGUCUUUUAACUGAUACUCUACCUAUUUUAGGAUACCGAAGGCGACCUUACUUCAUGCUUGGUGGUUUCAUUGGUGUUGUCGCCAUGCUUAGUCUGUCAAUCAACCAGAACUUACACCUUGCAUUUGCUUUGUUGUGCCUAAUGGCUGGCAGUGCGGGAGUGGCAAUAGCAGAUGUGACUAUUGAUGCAUGUGUGACAGAGAACAGCAUAAGCCAUCCUUCUCUUGCCAGUGACAUGCAAAGCUUGUGUGGUCUGAGCUCUUCAGUGGGGCAACUGAUAGGGUUCGGAAUCAGUGGUUUUUUGGUUCAUCUAAUUGGAUCCAAGGGAGUGUUUGGAAUUUUAAGCAUCCCUGCUGGUCUGGUCAUUUUGGUAGGAAUGAUGUCACGUGAAACAUAUGUACCCAACGUUGCAUAUAAGCGGGUAAGUCAAAAGUUCUCUGAUGCUGGUAAAGCUAUGUGGAUGGCACUGAAAUGCCAGAGUGUUUGGAGGCCAUGUAUAUACAUGUACAUUUCUCUUGCAUUGAGUUUUCAUAUUCACGAGGGAAUGUUUUACUGGUAUACAGAUGCAAAGGAUGGCCCGUCUUUUUCAAAGGAGAUGGUAGGGUCCAUAUCUUCUGUUGGUGCGGUGGGCUCUCUUCUUGGUGUUCUCCUUUACCAGAAUGCCUUUAAAAACCAUCCUUUCCGUAGCGUACUUUUCUGGACUCAGUUACUGUAUGGUGCUUCAGGGCUGGUAGAUUUAAUAUUGGUCUCACGUGUAAACUUAAAAUUUGGUAUCCCUGAUUAUGUUGUUGUUGUAAGCGAUGCAGCAUUCUCUCAUAUGAUCGGGCGUCUCAAAUGGAUGCCUCUUCUUGUACUCAGUUCAAAGCUUUGCCCUUCAGGCAUUGAAGGAACUUUUUUUGCUUUGCUAAUGUCAAUCGAUCAUAUUGGUAUGCUCACAGCAUCCUGGGGUGGAGGCCUCUUACUUCAUACCUUCAACGUUACAAGGACACAAUUCGACAACCUUUGGAUAGUGAUAGUGAUCCGGAGCUGUUUAAGAAUCCUUCCAGUUUGUAUUCUUUUUCUAAUACCAAGCAGUGAUCCAAAUGCUUCUAUUCUUCCAACUGAAAUGUUGAAGAGUAAAAAGGGUGACGAUAUUGUUGAAAAUCAGAAUAUGGAAAUGGCUUCUCUUGUUAGCAAUGUUGACCAGCAUUUAGUGGAUACAUGAGUGAAAAUUACAAACUGGGAAAAUGUACUCCAGUUUGAAACUUCAUUUUGUCUCCUGUGCUGCUGAAUUGGUGUGCAGCAUGACAGAAAUUAUACAAGAUGGGAUUUACCAGCUUUCUGGUAAAAAGAAGUUGAGCUGACUGACCAAAGUUAUUCAUCCGGCAAGUCUUACGUUUCAUGUAUUCCUUCAUAAUACUUCAGAAAGAGUGACCUUGUGAAAUUAUAUGUACGACGAGUAGUUGUAGUUCUUGGAAUCUUGUGCAGCUA